Electrophorus electricus (electric eel) is the source of this 3273-nucleotide messenger RNA. It is a transcript of the gene lztr1, whose product is annotated as leucine zipper like post translational regulator 1. Gene Ontology annotation, cellular component: Golgi apparatus. The record is from RefSeq and is a predicted model, not a curated record. Lineage: Eukaryota; Metazoa; Chordata; Actinopteri; Gymnotiformes; Gymnotidae. Gene Ontology annotation, molecular function: protein binding.
UGUUCCCCAGGCGCCUCCCAUGGUAUGGGAAGUAGCAUCGCUAACGCUAGGUUAUAGCUAGGUUAUCUGAGAGUUGUUGUAGUUGGGUGACAUUACAUUAAUACUCAUUAUCGCAUGUACUUUUUUCUCUUGUACUGUACGUGUGGACUGCUUGAAACUGGAUUUACAUGUUCCGUGAUCUAACUGGUCAGGUGCGCUGUCUUCUCCGGGCCCUAACUACGACUGCGGUGGUAUGUUCAAACUGAAUGUCAUGGUUUCCUGGAGCCAUGUCCUGUAAAUCCAAAGUGGCCCCGAGCGUCGACUUCGACCACAGCUGCUCGGACAGCGUCGAGUAUCUGACGCUCAACUUCGGUCCGUUCGAGACUGUGCAUCGCUGGAGGCGUCUCCCGCCGUGCGACGAGUUCGUGGGUGCAAGACGCAGCAAGCACACAGUGGUGGCGUACAGGGACGCCAUCUACGUGUUUGGAGGCGACAAUGGGAAAAACAUGCUCAACGACCUGUUGCGUUUCGAUGUGAAGGACUGCUCAUGGUGUCGGGCGUUUACCACUGGAACCCCCCCUGCCCCCAGAUAUCACCACUCCGCUGUCGUGUAUGGAAGCAGCAUGUUUGUGUUUGGCGGCUACACAGGGGAUAUCUAUUCAAACUCCAACCUGAAGAACAAAAAUGAUCUGUUUGAGUACAAGUUUGCCACUGGUCAGUGGACAGAGUGGAAAGUGGAGGGGAGGUUAGUAGCCAGGUCCGCCCAUGGAGCCACCGUCUAUGAUGAUAAGCUGUGGAUCUUUGCUGGCUAUGAUGGAAAUGCAAGGUUGAAUGACAUGUGGACCAUUGGUCUUCAGGACCGUGAGCAGGCUUGUUGGGAAGAGAUUGAACAGAGUGGUGAGAUCCCCCCCUCUUGCUGUAACUUUCCUGUAGCUGUGUGUCGGGACAAGAUGUUUGUCUUCUCCGGCCAAAGUGGAGCCAAAAUCACCAACAAUCUGUUCCAGUUUGAGUUUAAAGGUCAUAUAUGGACCCGUAUCCCCACUGAGCACCUCCUGAGGGGUUCGCCCCCACCCCCCCAGAGGCGCUACGGCCACACCAUGGUGGCUUUCGACCGGCACCUCUACGUGUUCGGGGGAGCGGCAGACAACACGCUGCCCAACGAGCUCCACUGCUACGACGUAGACUCUCAGACGUGGGAGGUGAUUCAGCCCAGCACAGACAGCGAGAUGCCCAGUGGGAGGCUCUUCCAUGCAGCAGCUGUCAUCCACGACGCCAUGUACAUAUUUGGAGGCACCGUUGACAACAAUGUUCGCAGUGGAGAGAUGUACAGGUUUCAGUUCUCUUGUUAUCCGAAGUGCACUCUUCAUGAAGAUUAUGGCAAGCUAUGGGAGAACCGGCAGUUCUGUGACGUGGAGUUUAUCUUGGGAGAGAGGGAGGAGAGAGUUCUAGGUCAUAUUGCCAUAGUAACGGCCCGUUGCCAGUGGUUGCGGAAGAAGAUUCUUCAGGCCAGAGAUCGACAGAAACAAAAGGGGAAGCAGGAGGCGGGUGCGGAGGACGAGGAGGCCACCGCAGGCAGGCAGAAGGACAGCCCCGGUGCUGGGCGGUCCUCAGGAGGCCCCGCCCUGUUGGAGGUGUCCAUCAGGGAGGCCGAGGCCCAGCCGUUUGAAGUGUUGAUGCAAUUCCUGUACACAGACAAGAUCCAGUACCCGCGGCGAGGUCAUGUUCAGGACGUCCUCUUGAUCAUGGACGUUUAUAAACUUGCCUUGAGUUUCAAGCUGUCGCGACUGGAGCAGCUGUGCGUGCAGUACAUCGAGGCCUCAGUUGACCUGCAGAACGUCCUCAGCGUGUGCGAGAACGCCAACAAGCUCCAGCUCGACCAACUCAAGGAGCAUUGCCUUAACUUUGUAGUGAAGGAGACCCACUUUAACCAGGUGAUCAUGACCAAAGAGUUCGAGCUCCUGUCCACACCGCUCAUUGUGGAGAUUGUGAGGAGAAAGCAGCAACCUCCUCCCAGAGUCUACUCGGACCAGCCGGUGGACAUAGGAACGUCUCUGGUGCAGGACAUGAAGGCUUAUCUGGAAGGGGCGGGGCUGGAAUUCUGUGACAUCAUCCUGCUGCUGGACGGCCAUCCUCGUCCAGCUCAUAAAGCCAUACUGGCAGCCCGCUCCAGCUAUUUUGAAGCGAUGUUCCGCUCGUUCAUGCCUGAAGACGGACAGGUGAACAUCUCCAUAGGCGAGAUGGUGCCCAGCAAGCAGGCCUUCGAGUCCAUGCUGCGCUACAUUUACUACGGAGACGUCAACAUGCCUCCAGAGGACUCGCUGUACCUGUUUGCUGCGCCAUACUAUUAUGGCUUUUCCAACAACAGGCUGCAGGCCUACUGCAAGCAGAACCUGGAGAUGAACGUUACCGUGGAGAAUGUGCUGCAGAUACUCGAGGCAGCUGACAAAACCCAGGCUCUGGACAUGAAGAAGCACUGCCUGCAUAUUAUAGUGCACCAGUUUAUCAAGGUGUCCAAGCUCCCCAACCUGCGAUCGCUCAGCCAGCCACUGCUGUUGGACAUCAUAGAGUCCCUGGCAUCUCACAUAUCAGAUAAACAAUGUGCUGAGAUGGGCUCCGAUAUAUAGGCAUGACCUUCUCUCUGCUUCUCAUCUGUUUGUUUGUUUGACUCUUCAGUUGUCUCAUAUCUGUUGUUUCCUUCCUUCCCUGUUUGUCUGUUCCCUGCUCUGUGUGUGUGUGUGUGUGUGUGUGUGUGUGAGGGAGAGAGAGAGAGAGACAUGCAGGCCUUGUGUAGACUCUGUAAACACAGCUUCAUGUAAAGGCUACGUUUAUGGAGACGUUAUGCAUUGACGACUGGCAUAUCUAUGCUGAAGGAUCCAUGUUCAUUACCUGAAAGUAUCCUGCACACCCAAAUGUGUGCAAAAUGUAUUCGCAUGGUUUUAAGAUUACUGAAGGGGGGUGGGGGAUUCUGACAAAUGUAUUAUUCCAUUUAUUCAGUACUUUGCUUAUAGGUUUAAAAUGCCUGUUUCACAAAAUGAAAAUUAAAAAUGAUUAACAGAGAGAUAUAUACACACACUGCAUACUGUAAAUAUUAAAUGCUCAAACCUUUAUGCCUAAACCCUUGGGUUUGUUCAAUCUCAGUAUUGCCAGUUAUUCAGGACAAUAUGCAGUUCAGUGAUUAUAUGUACGGCUUCACAUGCUACUGUGUGCCAUUUCUAUUCUGUGACUGCUUUGAUGACUUUAUGGGCCCUGCGUAACCUGAUCAUAUAAUGUUAAUAAAUCCUUUACGUGACUUCA